Molecule: messenger RNA, 2626 nt
Organism: Protopterus annectens (West African lungfish)
Lineage: Eukaryota; Metazoa; Chordata; Ceratodontiformes; Protopteridae
Product: protein RUFY3-like
Biological process (GO): regulation of axonogenesis
Cellular component (GO): cytoplasm
Molecular function (GO): metal ion binding
Source: RefSeq, a predicted model, not a curated record
CGAGCGUCACAUGAUGUGAGCAUUUGUUGAUUUUUUUCUGUUUUGGAAAUAAACUGUUGAACAACUUAUGUAACAUGGACGGAAUAUGGGUUUUACCAGAGACUGAAGAGAGGCGGAGCUCCUCAGAAGGUACUAAAGAUCCAGUUGCAUCUGAACGUUUGAACCUGCUUCAUAUGGUCCGGCAGAGUAUUAAGGGACUCCUUGAUCCUGCAUUCAUCUAUAUGAGAACACUGGACAUUAACUACCCUCCUCUUAUGCAGUUCUUUGUUGUAAUGGAACAUUGCCUUAAACACGGCUUGAAAGUUAAGAAAACAUUCCUUGGACAAAAUAAGUCUUUCUGGGGCCCCUUGGAAUUGGUGGAAAAGCUGGUUCCUGAAGCAGCAGAAAUUGCUACCAGUGUGAAGGAGCUACCAGGCAUCAGAACCCCAGUAGGGAGAGCACGAGCAUGGCUUCGUCUUGCCUUGAUGCAGAAAAAGCUUUCCGAUUAUAUGAAGGCCUUAAUUAACAGGAAGGAUCUCCUCAGGUUGGUGUUGUAGACUUCUCUUUGUGUUUGAAGAACUGGAGUCAAGAGAGUAAAGCAGCUAAAGAGAAUGAAAAACUCAGUGAAAUUCUUGAUCAGAAGAACUACAUAGAAGAAGUAAACAGACAGCUAAGUGCCACCAUAAGUAAUUUGCAGACCAAAGUAGACAGCUUGGAAAAAUCAAAUGCCAGAAUGACUGAGGAGCUUGCGGUAGCAAACAACCAAAUCUUAACUUUGCAGAAGGUUAUACAGCAAGCACAAAGACAAAACAUUAAUUAUCCGGACGCAGACUGUAAGGUAACUAGAGAGGAUGGAUCUGACAGACAAGGACUGACUGAAACAAAAAAACAGCUGAAAGAAGAGACACAGCUACGACUGGAUGUUGAACGAGAGCUGGAGGUGCAGAUUGGAAUGAAGCAGGAGAUGGAGCUGGCCAUGAAGAUGCUUGAGAAGGAUAUCUGUGAGAAACAGGAUGCAAUUGUAUCCCUUAGGCAGCAGCUAGAUGAAACUAGAGUCCUCAAUCAUGAGCUCACUCUAAAAGUGCAGAAUUCAGAUUCUGCAUUAAAACAGAAGAAUGAUUUAAUAAAAGGCUUAGAAGAAAAAAUGCAUCAGAUGGUUGCCGUAACAAAACAAUUGGAACAAAGAUUGCGACAGACAGAAAAGGAUCGACAAUCAGCUGUGGAUGCAACCAGGCUUUUCAAGUCUGAGUUUGGCGACAAGAUUGCCAGUCUGCAACAAGAAGUGGAAUGUCUGACAGUGCAACGGAACCAGCUGGAGCAAAAAUUGAAAAAUGAAUGGGAAAUACGAUCCGUCACACAGAAUGGUAGUCAGGGAAACCUGAGCUCAGCUUCAGUAUCAGUGGGUAAUAAACAACAGCCUGCAUUAGUAGAGUCACUAAAAAUAAAAGUGCUUGACAUCUGUCAGCUCUGUCAAGAAGAAGCCUCUUUAACUAAAAGAAAGAAUGUGUGCAAGAACUGCAGAGGCAUAUUUUGUGAAACAUGUUCUGCCAAUAAGCUUCCACUACCAUCUUCAAUCAAUCCAGAAUGUGUUUGCAACCCUUGCCACAAACAACUCUUAGACCAGUACUCCUCAAGUCCAUUGUUGAAGGACACAACUGAUUGUUCUUAAAAAAAGUCACAUUUCAUUAGUAUGGCUCUGAAGUACUUUAGCUUUGUCCUUUGCCAUUUGAUGGAUUUGCUUUCUGGUUUUCUUUGCCCAUCAGUUUGUUGUUAUAGAAUUAUCUGUACAAUCUGCUUUUAAACACUUGAGUACAGCCUACACAACUUAUCAUCCUACAUUUUCAAGAUGUGAUUAGAAUAAUUUCAGGCUGUUAUCUAGCAAAAUUAAAAGCCGAAAGAAGAUGAUCAUCUAGCAAAGUUCAGUGUGAGGGAACAUUGAUGAAUCAAACCUUGAUUUGCUAGCUACCGUGUUUAGCAUAAAGUACCAGAUAACACUGCUGUCAGCAGAAAAAGUAGAAUUUCAGAAAUGUACAAAAACCUGAUUUAACUUUUGAAAUCUGUAAAUAAAUGAUGCUUCACAGAUUUUCAUAUUUUCUUAUUGGCCAAUACUCCCAAGCCAUAGUAUCCUACAGACUUAGAGACAUUAACUGACACACACUGUUAAAAUAUGAAAAUAUGUAUAGUUACUUUAUUUGUUAUGCCGCUUUAUUAUUAUUUUUCUUUAAAUAUUGUGGAGCCUGCUGCUGUGGCCAGGAAUGUAUUAUUUAAAUGGUAUUUUGCCUUUUGUGCAUUGCUUUUCCCCAUGUUGCUCAUUAAGAUAUCUUCAGUGGAAAUGAGCAUAGUGGUUGUGAGAAAGGUAGCUGAUUUGGAUGUUUCAUUUCUACUCUACAUGUUGACAUUGUUAUCAUAUCUCUGUAAUAAACCAUGCUGAUUACUUCUAAAAAUGGAUGUAAAAAUUUGAUCUCUUUUCUACGAAAACUUAGUAACAGGUGCCAGCACAGCCCAGACGAUAAAAUACCUGUAUCCUGUUCAGUAAGAACUCUGACAGCUCUAGAUGAUACAUUUUGGUAAUUUCCAGAAAAAAAAAAGUUAUCUUUAUGGUUAUGCAUCAUGAGAAAAUAAAGUACUAAAACAUUGAUCAAUUUAA